Messenger RNA from Perca flavescens (yellow perch), 4913 nucleotides. RefSeq names its product phospholipase A2 receptor 1 (gene pla2r1). The transcript is spliced from 30 exons. NCBI's taxonomy places the organism in Eukaryota, Metazoa, Chordata, Actinopteri, Perciformes, Percidae. The record is from RefSeq and is a predicted model, not a curated record. Bases 164 to 4624 code for a protein of 1486 amino acids.
CUCCUCCGUCAGACGUGACGUCGCUGGUCCCCCGCUGAAAAACUUCUCUCGGCUCAAAGUUUUCUAUGAGAGAAAAAAAACAACGAGCCCAAAAUACUCUCUCUGACCAGGAGCCUCGGAAUGUGCGGACAUUUGCACUUCAACAUUGUAUCCCGCCGUCGAAAUGUUAAUGCAUUUGUUUCGUUUCCUCGACUCCGUGGCUGUUGUGGCGACUAUUUGUGUAGCAGUGUUGUUGGCGAAAAGCUGCCUGUGUGUCACCGAGGAGGAAGAUGAGGUCCUGGAGAAAAAACAACUCAUGGAGUUUUACAAAAAGGGUCUGUUUAUCCUGGAGAGCGAGCCGCUGAAACGCUGCAUCACAGUGGAUCGCUCAAAUCUGGUACUGGAGGACUGCGAGCGGCCCACGCGCCGCAUGCUCUGGAAGUGGGUCUCCCGACAUCGCCUCUUCAAUUUGGGCACCAGCAUGUGCCUGGGCCUCAAUAUCUCUGACACGACGCAGCCUCUCGGCACGUUCGAGUGCGACAUGGCUUUCCCUGUGCUGUGGUGGCGCUGCAGUGGAAACAUGCUGUACGGGGCAUCCCAGUGGAUGGUGGCUGUGGCCGGACGUUUGGUGGUGGUAAAGAAAAACUCCUAUCAUGAGUGGAAAAGGUACAACACCCCCAGAGAGGGGCCCUGCUCAUAUCCAUAUGAAGAUAUCCACACUUUGUUGGGAAAUGCACAUGGCAUGCCCUGUGCUUUGCCCUUUAAAUACAACAACAAAUGGUACUCAGAGUGCACGACCGAGGGGCGCGAGGACCAUCUUCAGUGGUGUGCUACCACCACUCGCUAUGAUGAGGCCGAAAGAUGGGGCUUCUGUCCGGUGCAAGAUUCCAGUUGUGAGCAUUUCUGGGAGUCAAACCAGGAGCUGAAUGCGUGUUACCAGUUCAACCUGUACACCAUCCUAACCUGGAGUCAGGCGCUGUCAACCUGUCAAGCUCAAGGUGGAAAUCUGCUCAGCAUCACCAGCCUAGCAGAGCACAGGUACAUCAGAGAUCGACUGGCAAGUGUUGGAGCGAUGGUGUGGAUCGGGCUGAACCACCUGAAGGAUAGAUGGGGGUGGCAGUGGUCUGAUGGUGCACCUCUAUCACUGGUCAAUUUCACCACAGCUCUGCCUGCCAGCCCGCUGCAGGACAACAGCCAGUGUGGAGUGUACAACUCAGCCUUCGAGGGUCACUGGCAGAGUCUGUCCUGUGAGUCUGCUCUGCCUUACAUCUGUAAGAAGACGCCUAACGACACCCAGAGAGCCGAGCCACUAGAGAACUGGCAGUAUAUCCACACAGAGUGUGCUAAUGGUUGGUGGCCUCAUAAUGGUUUCUGCUACCGGCUGCUGUCAAAAACAGAAGCAGGAAGCUGGGAGGAUUCUUCCCGGGCCUGUGGCUCUCAGGGGGCAAACCUCACCAGCCUCCACUCUCUGUCUGAUGUGGAAAUGCUGCUCAACCUCCUGGCUAACUUUUCUGGGGAGAGUAUUGAGGCGUGGAUAGGCCUUUGGAAAAAGGCCUCAUCUCCGACUGUAGAGUGGUCUGAUGGCUCCCCGGUAACUCUCACUCUUUGGCACCAGUAUCACCCUCUUCGCAACCUGACGGAUGCAACACUCUGUGUCAAAGCAGACAGGGAGGAAGGUAACUGGCUUUUAGCCUCAUGUGAUGAGCGGCUGCCUGCUGUGUGUAGAAGAGAAAGCCAGAAUCACAUUCAUCAGCCUGGAACCUGGGAUGAGGGUUGUCCUGAGGGUUGGAAGCGACACGGCCACUCCUGCUACAUGGAGACUAGCCAUGAACAGAGCUAUGGAGAUGCACUGAUGGGAUAUUACUGCAAGGCUUCUCUCCUAACUGUGGAAAACAGGUUUGAGCAGGCAUUUGUCAACAGUUUGCUGAGCGAGAGUGGGACCAACAGCAGCAGGUAUUACUGGAUCGGCCUCACGGACCAGGAGAAGAAGGGAGAGUACAGCUGGCUUCUGCACAAUGGCUCCUCGCUGCCUCUCACCUUCACAAACUGGAACAAACACCAACCAGUCAGUGCCGGUGGAUGUGUUGCUAUGUCAGGUGGCCCUGCUUUGGGUCACUGGGAAGUGAAAGACUGCAAGUCCCACAAGGCCUUUUCAGUGUGCAAACAGAGCAUCAGCAGUUACCAUGAUGUCCAGCUGCCAGAGCACCACAUUGAUGCCUACGCCCCUUGUCCUCCGGGGUGGGAAUCACACUCUGGGAUGCUCCACUGUUUUAAGGUGUUCCACGAUGAGAAAGUUCUGAUGAAGCGUUCCUGGGUGGAAGCCGACUUCUUCUGCCAGGCCCUCGGGGCUCAGCUGGCCAGUUUCCACCACUAUGAGGAGCAGGUGUUUGUUAAGCAGCUCCUCUCUACCAUGUUUGAAGGAACAGAGGGUCGCUGGUUCUGGGUGGGUUUAAAUAAGAGAGACCUUGAACAUCCUGGGACCUGGGAAUGGUCUGAUGGUUCUCCCGUGGUGACGUCCUUCAUAGCGGAUAAGAACGAGGAGGAUGACAGGAGGGACUGUGCUAUGUACAGCGACCUGACCAACACUCUCAUGCCUCAACCCUGUGACACCAAACACGAGUGGAUCUGCAAGCUGUCCAGAGGUGAUAAACUGAAAAAACCCUAUUGGUACACUGAGCAGAGCGAGCCCUGGGUGUUUUACCGCGGGGCUGAGUACCUGCUGGCCAAGCAGCCCUUUGAUUGGGACGCCGUCUCUCUGGCCUGUCAGAUGAUGGGAGCCUACCUGCUGUCCAUCCACUCCAGGGAGGAGCUGCACUUUGUCAAGGAGCGCUUGCGGCGGCUCUCGCUGGGCCCGACAGACUGGUGGAUCGGCCUGUCCAUUGGGCAGCCUGGAGAGGAGGUCAGGUGGAGCGACAAGACAGAGGUAGAAUUUCAGAACUGGGAACAGGGGAGGACCGGUGGUGGUCCAAGGAAAAACGAGUUGUGUGUCACUAUGUCCUCUUCAUCAGGGAAAUGGUCGGCGAGUAAAUGCAGCGAUCUCCACGGCUACGUUUGCAAGAGAAAGACUGUGUCUGUGGUGGAGACUCCCAGGGAGCCGCACUACAUCGGAGGAUGUCCGGAAAAUUGGCUGUACUUUGGACACAAGUGUCUCCUUCUUCACCUCCCUGACAGCCCAAAGGAGGGAAAGAGUUGGAAAGAUGCCCAGUCCAUCUGCUCCUCAUUCGCUGGUUCGCUGGUUGCUAUAGAAAACGAGAUUGAACAAGCCUACAUCACCAUGUUGCUCCAGGGAAGCUCUGUAGGUGUGUGGAUUGGUCUGGAAGACUCCAUGAAAUGGACCAAUGGGAAAUCAGUCAGCUAUACCAACUGGUCUCCAAUUGAACCAAAGAGCUACCUAACUGAGGAUCAGUGGCUGACUGGAUUUGCUGAUGAGCCAUUGUGUACUGUUCUGUCCAACAACCACAACUUCCACCUGACAGGGAAGUGGUACGAUGAGAAAUGCAGCGAGAGUGGGUAUGGCUUUGUAUGUGAAAAACCUCAAGAUACAUCCAAACCCCCCACCCACUCCUAUCACCACCCUCUCCCUGACAAUAUUGAGUACAGGAGCCGCAGCUACAAAGUUGUGUCUGGCAACAUGAGCUGGUACGACGCGAUGCAUAUGUGCAUAGAGAAUGAUUCUGACCUAGUGAGCGUUACAGAUGCCUACCACCAGGCUUUCCUUACUGUCCUUGUCAAUAGAUUGGCAGUCCCCCACUGGAUUGGACUGUAUAGUCAAGACAGUGGCAUCAAUUAUCAGUGGUCAGAUGGCAGUGACACAGUGUACACACACUGGGACGCAGCCGAUGACGAUGACAACUUUGUAACAGGAGAAUGUGUGUACAUGGACGUGAGCGGAGGCUGGCGGAGAGCUGACUGUGAAUCUCUGCUACCAGGAGCCCUGUGUCAUGUUCCCCCACCAAGCAGCAAACCAUUUAUCUCAUAUGAGGUGGUGUGUCCCUCCACGUGGGUGAAACUCGGACAUGGCUGUUACAACUUUGAGCCUGUGGUGCAGAAACUUACAUUCCAAGAGUCAAGAGAGCACUGCAGGCAGAAAGUCAACACCUCAGAUGUCCUGACCAUUGAGAGUGAGACAGAGAAUCGGUUUGUUCUGGAGCAGCUGUGGUCGUCGGGGUUCCUUCACCACGCCGUGUGGUUGGGGAUGUACUUCAACAUUGACACUGAUUCUAUGGCCUGGGUGGAUGGUUCACCUAUGGACUACACCAACUGGCCUAACAAAGCCCCAGACUCCAAGCUGCUGACUGCAGAUGCCUGUGUUACUACCAGUGUGGUUGACGGUUUGUGGCACCUGUCACAGUGCACCGAGCGGCUCGGCUUCGUCUGCAAAACCAUCUCAGAUGUAAUUACUGAGGUGGAAGUGGAACCGCUAAAUGGUUUACAUCAUGGCAUCAUCCCUGCUGCAGUGCUGGUGGCUGUACUGAUCUUUGCCCUGCUGGCAGGAGCGAUGUGGUUUGUGUACAAGAGGAACGCUUCACGUUUUCGUGGGCUUCAUAAUCUCGGCAGUGCUUAUUACAGACAAACCAGCUCACAGGCUACAGAGUCGGAUGGAAAUGUGCUGAUCGCAGACCUGGAGGCUCACUCCGGAGAAUAGCACUCAAUGACUCCUUGAAGUUCUCUAUUUGGUUUUUCACCAUUUCACCAUCAGGUAUAAAUGCCAUAUGACAUUGUAAAGCUGUGACUCCUCGGGACAGUGGUGAGAUGAUGACGGCAAAGAUUUCGUUUUGUAAUUUGAGAAUGUGUUUGGAGGAUCCCAGUUGCUCUCAACUGUUUUCAGUCAUUCAAAACAUUUAAAGGAGACAUAUCAGGCUCAUUUUCAGGUUCAUACUUGUAUUUUGGGUUUUUACUAGAACAUGUUUACAAAGUUUACAAAAUAAAUUUUU